This is a messenger RNA of Etheostoma spectabile (orangethroat darter), 1663 nucleotides long. RefSeq names its product transient receptor potential cation channel subfamily V member 5. NCBI's taxonomy places the organism in Eukaryota, Metazoa, Chordata, Actinopteri, Perciformes, Percidae. Gene Ontology annotation, molecular function: calcium channel activity. The record is from RefSeq and is a predicted model, not a curated record. Bases 28 to 627 code for a protein of 199 amino acids. The transcript has 3 exons. Gene Ontology annotation, cellular component: plasma membrane. Gene Ontology annotation, biological process: calcium ion import across plasma membrane.
GGAAUGAAAUGAUUUAGAUUUACUCUCAUGUUCUUCUCAGCCCUGUGGAUGGUGUACAUGACUGUGGAUCCUUCCUACAAUCCUUCAUAUAGCACCUACCCCCUCACCAUCUUCACCGAGUUCGUGGUCAACUUUGGCCUCGUAAAUAUGCCGGUGGACUUUACCCAACUCAACCCCACGAUCAUCUACCUGGUGUACAUCGCCUACUCUAUCAUCGCCUUCAUCCUUCUGAUGAAUCUGCUGAUAGCCAUGAUGAGUGACACGCAAUGGAGGGUGGCCCAGGAGAGAGACGAGCUGUGGAGGACUCAGGUGGUAGCUACGACUCUGAUGCUGGAGAGGCGGCUGCCCCGCCGCCUGUGGCCCCGACUCGGUAUGUGUGGGCUCAGCUACGGCCUGAGGGAUUGCUGGUAUCUCAGAGUCCAGACAGACCAGAACCAGAACCAAAACCAGAUGGUUGAGAACCAAACUAAGAGCCCUUACCAGAUUCUGCAGAACCAGGACCAGAACCAGGCCCUGCAGACCCAGGAGCUGCAGUUGAUGCGGGCGGAGCUGCAGCAGCUCAGGACUCUGAUCCAGAAGCUGGUUCAAAACCGGACCCGGACCGACUCAUGUUCACAGAUCGUCUGAAGGCUGCUCGUCCCCCCCCCACCAAGACAUUUUUGUCCCUCUUUUGCUUUUUGUCAGAAAAAAGGGACAAAAAGGUUGAAAAAGUGAAAAGCAACAAAAAUAUCAGGGAAAAGGGGACAAAAUAAAUGUCAGAAAAUGUGAAUAAAAGAAUAAUAAUACAAAAUAAUAACAUUUUUUUGUGGAAAAGGGGGUGAGACCGUCCCAAGACCUCCUCUUUUCUUUGACCAAAGAGACCCUCUGCCUUGGUAUUUUAGCAAGAUGUUGUUAAAUAUCUUUGGGAGGAAAAGUUGGAACAUUUUCAGGAAUAAUUCAUAAUAUUUUAGAAAAGACACAUCUUCUCUGAUGAACAUUCAUCAGAGCAGAUUCCAUUUUCUAAAACCAGAACAGAGACACCGAAAUCCCCGCCGAAUGACUGGCAGCUCACAGUGCUCUGCUCUGGCUUGGCUCUACUCAUAAAUCCUGUGACAGUGUUUUUGCUUUUAUAUCAACAAAUAACCCAAAGUUAUUAUCUUGAUAAUGUUAUGCAUAGGAAUUUUUUUCUGUCCUGGACUCGGUCUUGACCUUGGACUCAAACCUCUUUGGACUCGGUCUCGACUAGGUCGGCUCCGAGAUCCGUCCGAGUCUGACUGGCUAGUAGUCCUUACCUAGGUACUGUCAGGGCCCUCAUACUCUGCUCCUGACUGGCUAGUAGUCCUUACCUAGGUACUGUCAGGGCCCUCAUACUCUGCUCCUGACUGGCUAGUAGUCCUUACCUAGGUACUGUCAGGGCCCUCAUACUCUGCUUCUGACUGGCUAGUAGUCCUUACCUAGGUACUGUCAGGACCCUCAUACUCUGCUCCGUCUUGAUUUUAUUGAAGUUUUUAAAGAUGACUUUGGUUGCUAUGGUUACCCCCGGCACCCACAUUUUUCAGGUACUUUAUACGAGUAUUUUCCUGUUCAGAUUUUGCUUUAACGUGUUUUGGUUAUUGUGCACUCACCAAAUAAAGAACCUUAUUGAAUGCGCCCUCUUUCUUUUGGUACUGGAAGUUCAUUUUGA